Aphidius gifuensis is the source of this 5055-nucleotide messenger RNA. RefSeq names its product myosin-IIIb-like. Gene Ontology annotation, biological process: protein phosphorylation. NCBI's taxonomy places the organism in Eukaryota, Metazoa, Arthropoda, Insecta, Hymenoptera, Braconidae. Gene Ontology annotation, cellular component: myosin complex. The transcript is spliced from 11 exons. Bases 145 to 4368 code for a protein of 1407 amino acids. Gene Ontology annotation, molecular function: ATP binding; protein kinase activity; cytoskeletal motor activity. The record is from RefSeq and is a predicted model, not a curated record.
CUUCGAUUACAAGCAACAUUGUUAGGCAGUUUAACGUCGUUAUUCUUGUUGAACUGGUUCAUUUUGAAGCUCUUCCUGAUAAUCAUAAAAAUUUUAAUUAAAAGAAAAAGAAAACAACAACAUCAACACAGCAUCAACCAGCAAAUGUUUAUGGAUUUAAUUGAUAGAUCCAGUGAUUCCAGUACAAAUAUGGCUUAUCAUGGUUUGAGUGAACAUCUUGAUUUUGAUACUCUAUCAGAUCCAAAUGAUUCAUUUACUCUUGAGGAAUUAAUUGGUGAGGGUACAUACGGUGAAGUUUAUUCAGCAAAAGACAACAACACAGGCAACAGUGUGGCUGUUAAAAUAUUGGAAAAUUUUUCUGAUAAUAUUGAAGAAAUUGAGGAAGAAUUUCUAGUACUUAGAGACUUGAGUUCUCAUUCAAAUAUACCAAUAUUUUAUGGCCUCUUUAUGAGCAAAUCACGACCAGGCCAAGAUGAAGACCAGCUGUGGUUUGUAAUGGAGCUUUGUUCAGGUGGGGCUGUCACUGAUCUUGUUCAGGGUCUAAAAAAACGUGGAAGCCGUUUAAGUGACAAUCAAAUUGCUUAUAUAAUACGUGAAACCGUCAAUGCACUUAUUUAUUUGCAUGAUAAUCAUUGUAUGCAUCGUGAUGUAAAAGGGCAUAAUAUUCUUCUAACUGAUAGAGGUGAUGUUAAGCUUGUUGAUUUUGGAGUAUCAUCACAUUUAACAAUGACACUUGCAAGAAAAAAUACAUCUGUUGGAACUCCCUAUUGGAUGGCUCCAGAGGUUAUUGCAUGUGAACAACAGUAUGAUUCAUCAUAUGAUUCAAGAUGUGACGUAUGGUCAGUUGGAAUAACAACAAUUGAAUUAGCUGAGGGUGAUCCACCACUAUCUGAACUUCAUCCAAUGCGUGCUCUAUUUCAAAUACCACGUAAUCCACCACCAACAUUAAAAAUACCAGAAUUACAUUGUCAAGAAUUAUCUGAUUUUAUUGCUGAAUGUCUUGUUAAAGAUUUAGAACAUCGUCCAUUUGCAUCUGAACUUAAAGAUCAUCCAUUACUUCAAGCUGUUGAAAAUUAUCAAGAUGAUGUUAAAUCUGAACUUGUUGAUGAAAUUGAAAGACAAAAAAAUGAUGGACGUAUACGUAGACAACCAGAAGUAACAACAAAACAUGGACAAUUAAAAAGUGAUAGAAAAAUUCAAGCUAAAAAAAUAUAUUAUGAUGAUCUUGCUGUACUUGAUACAUUAACAGAAGAUAUUAUUGUUGAACAACUUGAAAAUCGUUAUUCUGAUUCACAAAUAUAUACAUAUAUUGGUGAUAUAUUAAUUGCAAUAAAUCCAUUUAUGAAUUUAGGAUUAUACAGUGGAAAAGAACAAAAAUGUUAUCGUGGUCAAGCAAGAUCAGAUAAUCCACCACAUAUAUUUGCUGUUGCUGAUGCUGCAUAUCAAGCUCUACUACAUCAACGUAAAAAUCAAUCAAUAAUAAUAAGUGGUGAAUCUGGUUCUGGUAAAACAGAAUCAGCAAAUUUAUUACUUAAACAAUUAGUUUAUUUAUCAAAAGCACCAAAUAGAAAUUUGGAAGAACAAAUAUUACAAAUAAAUCCAAUAAUGGAAGCAUUUGGUAAUGCAACAACUGGUAUUAAUUCAAAUUCAUCACGUUUUGGUAAAUAUUUAGAUUUAACAAUGACUAAAAAUGGCAAAGUAACUGGUGCAAGAAUUGCUGUUUAUUUAUUAGAACAAUCACGUGUUGUUGGACAAUCUGUUGGUGAAAAAAAUUUUCAUAUUUUUUAUUAUAUAUAUGAUGGUCUUGAAGCUGAUGAUAGAUUAAAUGAAUUUCAUUUAAAUGAUUUAUCACGUGAUAAUCAUCGUUAUUUAAAAAAUAAUAUUGAAUCAAUAAAUGAAAAUAUUGAAAAAUUUAAUGAAAUUAAAAAUUGUUUUAAAGUAUUAGAAUUUCAAGAUAAUCAAGUUGAUACUGUUUAUGCUAUAUUAUCAUCAAUAUUACAUCUUGGUGAUAUUUCAUUUGAGGAAGAAAUAAGUCAAGAUAAUACUGAUAAUAAAAGUAUUGUUGUUGAUUUAUUACCACUUAAUAAUGUUUGUGAUUUAUUGGGAAUUGAAAGAGAUGAUUUAUUAGAGUCAUUAACAACAACUUCAGUUGUAACAAGAGGUGAAACAAUAACAAGAAAUAAUACAGUAGCUGAAUCUUGUGCAUCAAGAGAUGCAAUGGCUAAAGGAUUAUAUGGUCGUUUAUUUGAUUGGAUGGUUAAUCAAAUUAAUUGUUUAUUAACAUUUAAUAGAUCAACAAAAAUUGAACCAUUGUCAAUUGGUUUACUUGAUAUAUUUGGAUUUGAAAAUUUUCCAAAAAAUUCAUUUGAACAAUUAUGUAUUAAUAUUGCUAAUGAACAAAUACAAUAUUAUUUUAAUCAACAAGUUUUUUCAUGGGAACAACAAGAAUACAUGGCUGAGGGUAUACCAGUUGAUCUUGUUGAAUUUUCUGAUAAUAGACCAGUACUUGAUACUCUCUUGAGUAAACCAAUGGGACUUAUGAGUUUAAUUGAUGAAGAAAGUCGUUUAACAUUUGGUAGUGAUAAAACAAUGAUUGAAAAAUUUCAUAAUAAUAUUAAAUCAAAAUGUUAUAUUAAACCAAAAUCAGAUGCAACUUGUUUUGCAAUUAAUCAUUAUGCUGGUAGAAUUGUUUAUCAAGCUGAUGGAUUUUUAGAUAAAAAUAGAAAUUUUAUACCACCAGAAAUUAUAAAUUUAUUAAGACAAUCACAAUCAGAUAUGAUUAGAUUUUUAUUUCAAUGUCCAAUAACAAAAACUGGUAAUUUAUAUUCAGCAAUUUAUGAUAAUGAUGUUAGAGGUAGUUUAAAUGGUAAUACAUUAAAAAAUACAAAAGAUAAAUAUUCAAGUAAAAGUUUAGCAUCACAAUCAAGAGUACAACAAACUCUAUCAACAUAUUUUAGAUAUUCAUUGAUGGAUUUAUUACAAAAAAUGGUUGGUGGAUCACCACAAUUUGUCAGAUGUAUUAAACCAAAUGAUACAAAAAGUCCAAAAUUUUUUGAUAAAGAUAAAGUUAUUAAACAAUUAAAAUAUGCUGGAGUUUUAGAAACAAUUAGAAUACGACAAAAUGGAUUUUCUCAUCGAAUUCCAUUUACUGAUUUUUUAAAAAGAUAUUGCUUUUUAGCAUUUGGAUAUGAUGAAAGUGUUGUUGCAAAUCGUGAUAAUUCACGUUUACUUUUAAUUCGUUUAAAAAUGGAUGGUUGGGCACUUGGAAAAACAAAAGUUUUCUUAAAAUAUUAUCAUGUUGAAUUUUUAUCAAAAAUGUUUGAAGAACAAUCGAAAAAAAUUAUCAUGGUUCAAGCAUGUGUUAGAAGAUGGCUAGCAAGAAUUCAUUAUAAAAGACAAAAAUGGCAAUUUGCAUAUGCAAUUGUAACAUUGCAAAAAUAUAUACGUGGUUGGUUGGCAAGAAGACAUGCAGGUAUCAAAAUUUUGACUAAACAAUUAACAACUGAAUCACAACUUUCAGAUCAUCAUUCAGAUAGUGAGGAAAAUAUUAUUAUGGAUUUAAUUAAAAAUCAUGAUGAAUUAUCAAGUGAAGACAAUGCUGCUGUUGUCAUUCAAAGCUAUUAUCGUGGUUACGCAAUACGAAAAGAUCGUGGCUAUGAAUUUGAUGAAGAGUUGAAAAAAAUAUUAGAUAAUUGUGCAAAUAAAGAAGAAGCUCGUCAAGCACUUAUUAAUUCAGGUGUAUCUGAUACAGAAGCAAUAUUUAUUAUUCACAGAUGGUACAGACAACAAAUGAAAAUUAAAAGAAAAUUAACGAGAAAUCCAGAUGAUUAUGUACAUUCAAAAUUACGUCAAGUUGAAUUGAUACAAUUUUCACAAGAUGUACACAUGAAGAAUCAAGAUAUGCAUAAAAAUUUGAGGAAAAAUAAACCUGGUAUACGAGUCUCAGAUAUUGAAGAACCAGGUGAUGAUUAUGUACGUCCAGAAGGUUUUAAAAUGGUUGAAGAUAUUAUGAAUUAUCGUAAUGAUAAUCAACCUGAAGGUGAAUCAAUAAUAAAAUAUUACCGUGAUCUCAAAGAAGAAACCAGCAGUGGUUCGGACUUCGAAGACGACGAAGUUGGUUGGGACUUACCAUUGAUACAGCUGGAAAAUGACCAUCAACCAUUAUCGGGCCAAGAUCAAGAACUUGUACUGAAAGUUCAGACAGAGAGACAGGCUCGAUCAAGUGCUCAAAGCGGAUUUUUCAUACCACCAGAGCAACAUCUGUCGGACAUUUGGCACAAAGCCCUGAAAAAUCAGGAUUCACUGGACACAGAAGUACCUGGAAAUUCAGUCAGAGGAGUCAUGGCAAACUUUCAGUACAAAGACUAGUCAACUGUCCAACAAAAGAAAAAAAACAAGUAGAAAAUAUGGUACCAAAAACAUUAAGAAUAUCAACACUUCAAUUGAUUUACUCAUCUUGCCCCGAAUUAACAACAACAGUUUAAAAAUAAUUAUAAAAAAAGAUAACGUUAAAAAUAUUAGAAAAUUAUUUGAAAAUAAUUUUUAGAAAUAUUAUUAUUAUUAUAUUAUUACCAUUUUAUUAUUAAUUAUUUAUCUCAUAUAGAGAUUUCGACAUAAUUGAAAUUUUACAAUUUAAAUACACAAUGUUACUUGAAAAAUUUAAAAAAAAAAAAAAAAACAAACAAACAUUGAUUUAAAAAUAAUUAAAAGUAGAAUGAAUAUCAAUUGAUUAAAAAAAAAUAUAUAAUAGUAAUUAAAAAAAAUUUUAAAUAAUUGAAUUCUAAUUAUACGUAAAAUCUAAUUGUUGAUGAAAUUGAUUAAAGAGAAAAAAAUAAAAUCUUAUGCAAAUACAAGUAGUUAAAUGUGAUGUUGAUUUACUGAAUUUUUUUUUUUUUUUGUUAUUGUUUCAUUUGGAUUCCAUUUAUUCCUGGUAUUAUUUAAAUUAAAAUUUUUGUGUUUAUUCAUCAUCUAAGAUGAUUGAAAUUGACCCACAUGACUAUAAUUAAGCAGUUCUUUCAAUAAUAUGAACACCACUAUCAGUAUCAACUGGUGAUG